AUGCCCCUGGCCGCCUACUGCUACCUGCGGGUCGUUGGUAGGGGCAGCUACGGGGAGGUGACGCUCGUGAGGCACCGGCGGGACGGCAGGCAGUAUGUCAUCAAAAAGCUGAACCUGCGAAAUGCCUCCAGCCGAGAGCGGCGAGCUGCCGAACAAGAAGCCCAGCUCCUGUCCCAGCUGAAGCAUCCCAACAUCGUCACCUACAAGGAGUCCUGGGAGGGCGGGGACGGUCUGCUGUACAUCGUCAUGGGCUUCUGCGAGGGAGGUGACCUGUACCGGAAGCUCAAGGAGCAGAAAGGGCAGCUUCUGCCUGAGAGUCGGGUGGUGGAGUGGUUUGUCCAGAUCGCCAUGGCCCUGCAGUAUUUACAUGAAAAACACAUCCUUCACCGAGAUCUGAAAACUCAAAAUGUCUUCCUAACGAGAACAAACAUCAUCAAAGUGGGUGACCUCGGAAUUGCCCGAGUGUUAGAGAACCACUGUGACAUGGCUAGCACCCUCAUCGGCACACCCUACUACAUGAGCCCUGAAUUGUUCUCAAACAAACCCUACAACUAUAAGUCUGAUGUUUGGGCUCUGGGAUGCUGUGCUUAUGAAAUGGCCACCCUCAAACAUGCUUUCAAUGCAAAAGACAUGAAUUCUUUAGUUUAUCGGAUUAUUGAAGGAAAGCUGCCACCAAUGCCGAAAGAUUAUAGCCCAGAGCUGGCAGAACUGAUAAGGACAAUGCUGAGCAAAAGGCCUGAAGAAAGACCCUCUGUAAGAAGCAUCCUGAGGCAGCCUUACAUAAAGCGUCAAAUCCACUUCUUUUUGGAGGCCACAAAGGCAAAAACCUCCAAAAAUAAUAUUAAAAAUGGUGACUCUAAAUCCAAGCCUGUUUCUUCAGUGGUUUCUGGAAAGCCUGAAUCCAAUCAUGAAGUAGUUCCUCCCCAACCACAGCCUGCUGAGGGCUCCAAGACAUAUGUAAUGGAUGAAGACAAAGGUUUAUCCCAGGGGAAACACAUAGUCAUUGACCCCCUGAAGACACCUGCAAGUCUGAAAGACCACACCUGCAAAGCAGACAUGAGCAGUACCACAGAAUCACCAGCUACCAUCAGCAGAGUGAACAUUGACAUCUUACCUGCAGAGAGGAACUUGAGCGACGGGUUAGUUCAAGAGAAUCAGCCAAGAUGCAGAAAUGCCUCUAAUGAGCUAGAAGGUAAAGGUAAUAUUUCUCAAGUGAAGGAGAAGCUGCAGGAUAACACUAAGUCCAGCACUCGACCUGGAAACCUAAUUUCUCCGUGCUCCGCUAACAGUGUCACUGGGGAAAGGAAAGAGAAGCCUCUGCAGCCCCUAAACAAAGACCGAAAGCCAGAGGCCCAGGAUCAAGUUGCUGGUGAGCGGAGUAUAGAAGAGCAGGACAGAAUCCACGCAGGUUUGCAGCCACACAGCUGUGGGUCUGAGCCUUCCCUGUCUCGACAGCGACGGCAGAAGAAAAGAGAGCAGAUGGGACACAGAGGGGAGAAAAGACAGUUCCGGGAGGCUCUGCCUCAACUUUUGCCUCCUCUUCUUGCUGUUGGAAAAGUGGAAGCCACAUCAACCCCAAAGGAUGCUGAAAACCAAAACAGAGUGACCCCUGAGUCUGUGAGCAGUUCCAGGAGCAGUGAGAUGUCAUCAUCAAAGGACCGGCCAUUAUCAGCAAGAGAGAGGAGGCGACUAAAGCAGUCACAGGAAGAGAGAUUCCCCUCAGGCCCUUCAGUGAGGAGAGCUUCUCUGAGUGCUCCGGGGCCAGGACAGCCACAAGAGGAAGGCCAGCUCACCCCUGCUCCAUGGUUGUCUUCUGACCAAAGCUGUGCUCAGAAAAGGAAACUUACCCAUUGUUUCUCUGAGGAGGAGUUAAGUUCUUCUACAAGUUCAACUGACAAAUCAGAUGGGGAUUCCAGGGAAGGGAAAGGUCAAUCAAGUGAAAUGUGUGAUUUGGUACAACUGAUGACUCAGACCCUAAAAUUGGACUCUAAAGAGAGCUGUGAGGAUCUCCCAGUGCCUGAUCCAGUGUCAGAAUUUAAACUUCAUCGAAAGUAUCGGGACACACUGAUACUUCAUGGGAAAGUUGCAGAACAAGCAGAGGAUCUCCAUUUUAAAGAGCUACCUUUAGCUAUCAUUCCAGGUUCUGAAAAGAUCAGAAGAAUAGUUGAAAUCUUGAGAGCUGAUGUAAUCCAGGGCCUGGGGAUUCAGCUUUUAGAGCAGGUGUAUGAUCUUUUGGAAGAAGAGGAUGAAUUAAAAAGAGAGGUACGUUUGCAGAAGCAUAUGGGUGAAAAGUAUACGACUUACAGUGUGAAAGCUCGCCAAUUGAAAUUUUUUGAAGAAAAUGUGAAUUUUUGA
Pipistrellus nathusii (Nathusius's pipistrelle) is the source of this 2355-nucleotide messenger RNA. The record is from the annotation of a GenBank genome assembly. NCBI's taxonomy places the organism in Eukaryota, Metazoa, Chordata, Mammalia, Chiroptera, Vespertilionidae.